AUUAUUAAUUAUUAAUUAUUUUAUUUUUAGUUUAACACACAAUUCUAUAAUAACCAUUAUAUUAAAAUUUAAGAUAUAAGUCGAGUAUAAAUCGUUGUUUCAUGUUAAAAGUGUAUAUAGCCACAACGUUUGUUCUAUAUAAUGUCUAUCAUAUCGUUUAAAGGAUUUAGUUAUGCUGGUAAAAUUGUUAAAGUACCGAUUAUUCAGUGUUUUUUGGCACGAAAUGCAUCCAUCAAAAAUGAAGUCCAAGAUGUUGAUAUUGUAACAACUACUGUGGAAAAUACUUUGUCAGAAAAGGAAGUGAAAGCAAUUUGUGACAAAUCUCGCUUGAACCGUGGACAUCGCAACUUGGUAAAUGGUCGAUUACCUUAUGAUGAGCCUGUGCAUAGAUACCAUAAUACAGUAAAAUAUAAAAGAAGAAUGUAUGGCCGGUAUGGUGAUGUCAGUAAUGUUUAUCCAGGCUUGGCAUGGCCAACAGCUGAAGACUUGGAGGAUAUAAGAGAGUAUGAAAGUUUAGCCUAUCCAUUCACCAUUCAAGAAAUGCAACAAAAUGCAAUGAAGAUUAUAGAAUGUGAACGUCAAGAAAUUCAAUUGAAUCAGCAAAAAAUUGAUAACAAUAUGAAAAAAUUAAAUGGUUGGUUAAAUGAAGUCAAAGAAAAGGCAACAAAAAAAUUACUAGAGGCACAACAAGCUAAAGAAAAGAAAGAAAAACUCAUUGAAGAAGUGAAAAAACAUUUUGGGUAUAAGAUAGAUCCAAAAGAUGAUAGAUUUAAAGAAAUGCUGGUCAAAAGGGAAAAAGAAGAGAAGAAGAAAGUCAGAGAAGAAAAGAAAAAAAUCCGCGAAGAAAAACUUCUAAAUUAUUUAGACUCAAAAGGAAAAUAA
Melanaphis sacchari is the source of this 882-nucleotide messenger RNA. RefSeq names its product growth arrest and DNA damage-inducible proteins-interacting protein 1 (gene CRIF). The record is from RefSeq and is a predicted model, not a curated record. Bases 142 to 882 code for a protein of 246 amino acids. Gene Ontology annotation, cellular component: nucleus. Lineage: Eukaryota; Metazoa; Arthropoda; Insecta; Hemiptera; Aphididae. The transcript has a single exon.